Molecule: messenger RNA, 2063 nt
Organism: Oryctolagus cuniculus (rabbit)
Lineage: Eukaryota; Metazoa; Chordata; Mammalia; Lagomorpha; Leporidae
Gene: MRM1
Product: mitochondrial rRNA methyltransferase 1
Biological process (GO): rRNA methylation
Cellular component (GO): mitochondrion
Molecular function (GO): rRNA (guanine) methyltransferase activity; RNA binding
Source: RefSeq, a predicted model, not a curated record
AGACACAGAGAAGGCAGCCGGGUGUGCAAGGCUGGAGGCAGAAGAGCACCAGCACUGUGCAGACACAGGAGUAGGUGCGGUACGGGGUGGGCUGGAAAGGGUGGCUCCUGUCUGGAUCCCUGGGGGUAGGCCAAGGGCGCCAGCUAGCUUGUCAGCAGGCAGUCACAGGCCCAGAGCUGCCACGCCGCCGUAAGACAAUCAGUGGCCAAGGAACAGGAGGUGUGACAAAAAGCCUGGGGGAAGCCACCAGCCCCUGAAGCGGGGAGGGAGGCUCCGAGACUGGCUCCGUCGAACAGGACGAUCAACUCAUCCUCUUGAGGUGUCUCCUGCUGGUGUGUGGUAAAUGCAGCCCCCGGCCCCCUCGCCCCAAACCUCCUGGGAUCUCGAAGGUCACAGCAGAGUGAGCCACACCUUGGAGCGCCGCUCAGCCAGCCCCGCAGAGGGCGCUGUGGGGACGCCCUGGGGGCCGGGCAUGCGCGAGACGCCGCCAGGCCGGGGGCGGGGCCGCCCGAACGCGGAAGCUCGGGAGGCAUGGAGCCGGGCUUGUGGCUCUGCGGAGCGGCUCUGGGUAGUCUCGGAGCGGGCUUCCGGCUGGGGCAGCCGUCGCCUCCCCUGCUUCCCAGUGCCCGAGAGUGAGCCCCAGGGAGCGGGUAACCGCAGCGGGGCCAUGGGGUUGCUCCCGGCCGUCCGGGGCGCGACCCGGGGCUGCUCUGGUCGCCUCGUGACCCGCGCUGUCUCCCAGGAGGCGCGGCGUGGGGUGCGGCCGGGUGGGGAGGAGCUCGGCCGCCUGCGGCUGGAUGACCUGGCGCCGGCUCCGCGGCUAGAGCUGCUGUUUGGCCUGUCCCCGUGUCUCCUGGCCCUGCGGGCCGCCCGCCGCCGCGUGGCGCGGCUUCUGCUCCAGGCCGGGAGGGCGGGGCUGCAGGGGGAGCGCGCGGAGCUGCUCCGGGCAGCCGAGGCGCGGGGCAUCCCGGUUCUGCGGCCCAGACGGCAAAAGCUGGACGCCCUGUGCCGCCACCAGGUCCACCAGGGCGUCUGCAUGGAGGUGAGCCCUCUGCAGCCCCAGCCCUGGACUGAGACCAUGGGGGCGGGCCCAGGUGCCGACCCCCAGCAGCUGUGGCUCGUUCUCGACGGGCUCCAGGAUCCCCGGAAUCUUGGGGCUGUGCUGCGCUCCGCUCACUUCCUCGGAGUGGAUAAGGUCAUCACCAGCCGGAGAAGCAGCUGCCCGCUCACCCCGGUAGUCAGCAAGGCCAGCGCGGGGGCAAUGGAGGUGAUGGACGUGUUCUCUACGGAUGACCUGGCCGGUUUUCUACAGGCCAGAGCGCGGCAGGGCUGGCUCGUGGCCGGCGCCGUGGGCCCCCCAGGGCCUGAGACUGCCCAGUCGUCCGAGGUCCCCGUCACCAGUUGCCUGGACUUCCUGUGGGACCGGCCGACUCUGCUUGUGCUGGGGAACGAGGGCUCUGGUCUGUCCCAGGAGGUGCAGGCCUCCUGCCGCUGCCUCCUCACCAUCCUGCCCGGGCGCCAGCUGCCCCCCGGACUGGAGUCGCUGAAUGUCUCCGUGGCUGCAGGGAUUCUUCUCCACGCCAUCUGCAGCCAGAGGAAGGCUCUCCCCGCAGACGGGGACGGACGGCGGCUUCUCCAAGACCCCACAGGACCUCUCAGCCCCGGCCCCGGGGCGGCCCCCGGCUCAGGAAACCAAGAUGGCGGCUGACAUGGACGGUCCGAGACGGCACGUACACCCGCGGCCUCCGGGGGCCGGGUCUCGGCCUGUCCCACGCCUGGAUGUUGACCCAUCGUCUCCGGGGCAGGGCACCUCGAGAGGAAGUUCAGACUCCUGCUUCGCUGUUGGACUUGCAGUUGCGGGUGGCAUUUCGCUCAUUUCCAGCUCUGCCCAGGACGGGGUGGGGUGAGUGUCCUCCCUGCCUGGACGUCAGGGGAGCGGGCGGCCCAGUGCGGGGGUCGGAUUCCCUGCUAAGUGGCGAAUGCGUGGGCCUACCGGGGGGCCUUGGCUGCACCUACCUCACAGGGCUGUUGUGAGGAGCCAAUAAAAUAUGGCCUGGUAUCCA